Dioscorea cayenensis subsp. rotundata (Guinea yam) is the source of this 1689-nucleotide messenger RNA. Its product is annotated as G2/mitotic-specific cyclin S13-7-like. Bases 115 to 1440 code for a protein of 441 amino acids. NCBI's taxonomy places the organism in Eukaryota, Viridiplantae, Streptophyta, Magnoliopsida, Dioscoreales, Dioscoreaceae. Gene Ontology annotation, biological process: mitotic cell cycle phase transition; regulation of cyclin-dependent protein serine/threonine kinase activity. The transcript has 10 exons. Gene Ontology annotation, molecular function: cyclin-dependent protein serine/threonine kinase regulator activity. Gene Ontology annotation, cellular component: cytoplasm; nucleus; cyclin-dependent protein kinase holoenzyme complex. The record is from RefSeq and is a predicted model, not a curated record.
AAGAAGAAGAAGAAGAAGAAGAAGAAGAAGCAAAAGGAGGAGAAGGGAGGGGAAGAGUCGGUCUCCACUGUUUCUUCUUCUCUCUUGGGCAUUCUCAAGGAUCAUUCAGCAGACAUGGCUACAAGGCAUCAGAGAGGAGAGGCAGUGCCGGCCGGGAAGCAGAAAGUGGCCGCCGGAGCAGACGGGAGGAACCGGAGGGUGCUUGGAGACAUUGGGAAUCUUGUCAACCUCGGAGGACCAGAUGGAAAACCAGUUUAUCAGAUUAAUCGCCCAGUGACCAGAAGUUUUGGUGCUCAGCUUCUUGCAAAUGCACAAGCAGCUGCUGCUGCUAAUAAGAAGCCAGUUGCUGUUGGAGUUGAUGUAGCAGUGGCAAAAGAUGCGGCGAAAGUUGCGAAACAGAAGCAGACUUCGAAGCCGAGUAAACCAGAGGCUGUCAUUACUAUCAGCCCUGACACUGAAGAAGAAAAGAAACAUGCCGAGCCAAAGAUUUCUCACCGUAAUUCAACAAAGAAGAAAGUUCAGACUCUUACCUCAGUGCUCACUGCCAGAAGCAAGGUUGCUUGCGGAAUUGUUGAUAAACCAAAGGUUCAAGUUGAGGACAUUGAUGCAGUGGAUGCUGAUAAUCAGUUAGCUGUUGUUGACUAUGUUGAAGAUAUCUACAAGUUUUAUAAGCUUGCAGAGAGCUCUAGUAGACCACAUGACUAUAUCGACUCUCAGAUUGAAAUAAAUGCAAAGAUGAGGGCCAUUCUGGCCGACUGGCUGAUUGAAGUGCAUAACAAGUUUGAACUUAUGCCAGAAACUCUCUACCUCACAUUCUACAUCAUGGAUAAGUACCUUUCCAUGGAGACAGUGUUCAGGAGGGAGUUGCAGCUUGUAGGAGUCAGCGCGAUGCUUAUAGCCUGCAAAUACGAGGAAAUAUGGGCACCAGAGGUAAAUGACUUCAUAUGCAUAUCAGACAGAGCAUACAGCAGAGAGGAAAUACUUGCCAAGGAGAAAGUGAUACUGAACAAGCUUGAAUGGCAUUUAACUGUUCCUACACCUUAUGUUUUUCUUGUGAGGUUUCUGAAAGCUGCUGCUCUAUGUGAUAAAGAGAUGGAGCAUAUGGUGUUCUUCCUUUCAGAGCUUGCAUUAAUGCAUUAUCCAAUGAUCAUGUACUGCCCAUCUAUCGUUGCUGCAUCAGCAGUGUAUGUAGCUCGAUGCACGCUGAACAAGAGCCCGUUGUGGAGCGAAACAUUGAAGCGGCACACCGGUUUCACUGAAACACAAUUGCUGGAUUGUGCAAAGGUAUUGGUAGAGCUUCACUCUACAUCUUCAGUGAGUAAACUGAAGGUUGUGUACAAGAAGUACUCAAGUCCUGAUUAUGAAGGUGUUGCAUUGCUAUCUCCAGCUACUAAAGUUGUUGAGGAGAUGAAGAAGCUUGAGAUCACCAGCAGGAGAUAAUGGUGGAGAAGUCAAUCAAUCAUCCAACUGAUGAUUAAUAAAGAUUUUUAAGGGUCUUCAAUCAAACAUUUGAUACAUUUCUGGUAUCAUCUGAGGAUGCUAAUUUAGCACAAUUUUUUUUUUUUUGGGUGUGUAAAAUUGGUCUCAGUUCUGUCUUGAAAACCUUUUAACUUUUAUGUGCUUCUCUUUUGUUUGACAAUCCAUAAAGCUGAUGGUAAAUUUAGUUUGUUAUUUGGCAAUAAUCUAUCA